UAUUCGGAGGGAGAGGGGGGAGGGAGAGAGAGAGAGAGAGGGAGACAGCUCCAGAUGGAGAUGGGUGUUUUUUGAUCUUAUCUCCACUUUCUCUCUCCUGAUCUUCCUGAUCCUGACGUCAGCGCCAGCACAGAGAGAGAGAGAGAGACACGAAAGAAGGAAUCGCCCCCUCGAAUAUUCAACCCUUUCUUUCCUGAAAUCCCUUCCCCCACCACCAUCAAAGAUUCGUUCUAUACGCGACGCCCCGACCUCGAUCCUUCUUUCUACGCCCUCCGAUUUCUCUUCUCCUGCAUCUCUCUCUCUCAUCGUUUUUGUUUCUUCCUCUCCAAGUUUAUUCCUUCUUUGAUUCCUGAUACUGCUUAGAUCCUGCUAUUCUCUAUCUUUUCCAGCUUUUUACGGACCCGUCGAUGUUGUAAAACAAAAGCCUCCUUUUUUUAAUGGUUCUCAUCUACUCUCCUCCAUUUCUAUUCUAGAAUCAGAAUUUCUUCUUCUUCUCUUCUUAUCCUUCUCAUCCUUCUUCUAAGCCUCAGAACUCAGAGGAUUCAGAAUUGAUCGAUAAAAUUAAAAUGAACCCACAACCGACCAUGACCAUCAUGGCUAAUUAUACAGAAAAUGCGCACAAGUGUCAGACUUACAUGGAAGCCUUGGAGGAAGAACGUCGUAAGAUCCAGGUCUUCCGUCGCGAGCUCCCUCUCUGUCUGGAACUUGUUACUCAAGCCAUCGAGACAUGCAGACAGCAGCUUGCUACCACCACAGAGUAUUUUCCUGGACAAUCUGAAUGUUCAGAGGAGACAUCAAGCGAAGCUCCUGUGUUGGAGGAAUUUAUUCCUUUGAAACGGUGUUUCUCUUCCGAAGAAGACGAAGAAUCAAACAAGCCCAAGAACGAGGACAUAAAUGAGAAACCAGGCAAGAAGGCUGACUGGUUGAAAUCUGUCCAAUUAUGGAACCAAGACCCAGAUCCAUCCCUAAAUCAGAAUUUACAGGAUCUUAGUCGGAAGCCAUCGGUGAUUGAGUCGAAGAAAGGUGGAGGCGCAUUUCAUCCAUUUCAGAGAGAUGAUAAACUCACAGCACCAUCUAUAACGGUGAUACCAUCGUCAGCCCAAACAACUGCUGCAAUCAGCUCUACUGCUGACACAAUUAAUGGCGACAACAGAGGAGAAGAUAAAUCACAGUCAAACAGGAAGCCCAGGCGAUGUUGGUCUCCGGAACUGCACCGGCGAUUCUUACAUGCCCUUCAACAGCUUGGUGGUUCUCAUGCUGCAACGCCUAAGCAGAUUAGGGAACUGAUGAAAGUAGAUGGGCUUACAAACGAUGAAGUCAAAAGCCACUUACAGAAAUAUAGGUUGCAUACAAGACGACCCAGUCCGGCGGUGCAGAACAACGGCAGCCCCCAACCACCUCAGUUUGUAGUGGUCGGAGGUAUAUGGGUACCACCCCAUGAUUAUGCUGCAGCUACAGAAACCAAGGGAGAGCUAAAUGGGGUUUCUGGGGUUACUGCUCAUCCGACGAUAUAUGCUCCAAUAACUGCACCCUCGGUACCGACUGUGCGCUCUGAGCAGCGACAGAAGCUAUCUCCAAGGUCGCCAUUACAAGCAGAAGGGAGGAGCAGUUGCAAGAAGGAUGACGACACUCAUUCCAAUUCACCUUCUACCUCUUCUUCCAGCCGAUCCUAUUAAUAGAGGCCAUGUCCAUGAGAGAGAGAGAGAGAGAGACUCUCAAGUUUUGUAACGUAAUCCAAGUGGCGUUUUUGUUUUUUGUUUUUUUUUUUUGUAAUAUGAUAAAUAACGAAGAAAGAAGAUAGAACUUGAUCUCAAGUUUUUGUUUCAAUUUGUUGUUUUGUCUUAUAAUCAAUCACACAGCAUUUCCUGUUUUUGUCUUUUGUUCCAUAAUCACAGCCUCAGCUCAGAGCUCAGGUUGAUGUUUGGCUUUUACGCUUCAAGUAACCUUUGUAUUUAUUUUUUAUUUAAUUAACCUGUUUUUGCUGUCAUUUGUUCA
Nelumbo nucifera (sacred lotus) is the source of this 1995-nucleotide messenger RNA. The record is from RefSeq and is a predicted model, not a curated record. NCBI's taxonomy places the organism in Eukaryota, Viridiplantae, Streptophyta, Magnoliopsida, Proteales, Nelumbonaceae.